GGGUUCACAUUUUGGAUUUUGCUUCUUGUUUACCUUAAAAUUUCUUUCAUUUUCUGGUUUAAUGUUGAAGCAAAACCUUUCUUUAUCUUUUUAUAAGCGACAUGAAGCUGUCUUUUUCACUUGCUUUCAAUGCACUCAUGUUGCUUCUUCAAGUUUGCUGCGUGGUCUUUGCUCAAGCCAGGUUUUCUAAUGAGACUGAUAUGCAAGCUUUGCUUAAGUUCAAGUCUCAAGUUUCUGAAAACAAGAGAGAGGUCUUGGCCUCAUGGAAUCACUCCUCCCCAUUAUGCAAUUGGAUUGGAGUCAUAUGUGGCCGCAGGCAAGAAAGAGUUAUAAGUCUGAACCUCGGAGGAUUCAAGUUAACCGGUGUGAUCUCACCCUCCAUUGGUAAUCUCUCCUUUCUCAGGUUUCUUAAUCUUGGAGACAACUCUUUUGGAAGUACCAUCCCUCAAGAGGUGGGAAUGCUAUUUAGGCUUCAGUACUUGAACAUGAGCUAUAAUCUUCUCCAAGGAAGGAUUCCGCCUAGUCUUUCUAACUGCUCUAGACUGUCGACUGUUGAUUUAUCGUCAAACCAUCUUGGACAUGGUGUUCCUUCAGAACUAGGUUCACUUUCUAAGCUGGCCAUUCUGGAUCUUAGUAAAAACAACCUUACAGGAAAUUUUCCUGCAUCUUUAGGAAACUUGACGUCACUCCAGAAGCUUGAUUUUGCAUAUAACCAGAUGGGAGGUGAGAUUCCAGACGAAGUAGCUAGAUUGACUCAAAUGGUGUUUUUCCAAAUAGCACUGAAUAGUUUUUCAGGUGGUUUUCCUCCUGCAUUGUACAACAUCUCCUCUCUUGAGUAUCUAUCUCUAGCUGACAAUAGCUUUUCGGGUAACCUCAGGGCUGAUUUUGGUGAUCUUCUACCAAAUCUAAGAAGGCUUCUUUUGGGAACAAAUCAGUUCACUGGAGCUAUUCCCAUAACACUUGCCAAUAUCUCAAGCCUUGAAAGGUUUGAUAUCUCAUCUAAUUACCUGACUGGAAGUAUCCCUUCGAGCUUUGGAAAGUUACCUAAUCUGUGGUGGUUAGGGAUUCGUAAUAACUCUCUUGGAUAUAACUCGUCCAGUGGUCUUGAAUUUAUUGGUGCUUUGGGGAACUGCACUCAAUUAGAGUACUUAGAUGUUGGUUACAAUAGACUUGGAGGUGAGCUGCCUGCCUCCACAGCCAAUCUGUCCACUAAAUUGACUAGUCUGUUCCUUGGACAAAAUCUUAUCUCUGGAACCAUUCCUCACGACAUCGGGAAUCUUAUAAGCCUGCAAGAACUCAGUUUGGAAACAAAUAAGUUGUCUGGAGAACUUCCAGUCUCUUUCGGGAAGCUUUUGAAUUUGCAGGUGGUGGAUCUCUAUUCAAAUGCAAUAUCGGGGGAAAUACCAUCUUAUUUUGGCAACAUGACUCGGUUGCAGAAGCUCCAUUUGAAUAGCAAUAGUUUCCACGGAAGAAUCCCUCAGAGUCUUGGACGUUGUCGAUACUUGCUUGACCUGUGGAUUGAUACAAAUAGGUUGAAUGGGACUAUACCUCGAGAAAUACUGCAAAUUCCGUCCCUCGCUUACAUAGAUUUGUCAAACAAUUUCUUGACCGGCCAUUUUCCAGAAGAAGUUGGAAAGUUGGAACUUCUUGUUGGACUAGGUGCUUCGUACAACAAAUUAUCAGGAAAGAUCCCACAAUCUAUAGGGGGUUGUCUCUCGAUGGAAUUUCUCUAUAUGCAAGGAAAUUCUUUUGACGGAGCCAUUCCAGAUAUAAGCCGGUUGGUAAGCCUAACGAAUGUUGACUUCUCCAACAACAAUCUCUCUGGCCGGAUACCUCGAUAUCUGGCCAAUCUUCCUUUGCUGCGAAAUCUGAAUCUUUCUAUGAACAAGUUUGAGGGAAGGGUGCCAACAACAGGAGUGUUUCGAAAUGCUACAGCAGUUUCUGUUUUUGGUAACAAAAAUAUAUGUGGAGGCGUCAGAGAAAUGCAACUAAAGCCAUGCAUUGUAGAAGCAUCUCCAAGAAAGAGAAAGCCUCUCUCACUUAGACAGAAAGUUGCCAGUGAAUAUGGAAUGGGAGGCCAACCAUCAGUACAAGGAGAUGUGUACAGCUUUGGAAUUCUACUUUUGGAGAUGUUCACAGGAAAGAAACCGACAGACGAACCAUUUGCAGGCGAUUACAACCUCCACUGCUACACACAGUCGGUAUUGUCUGGUUGCACGAGUAGUGGAGGCAGCAACGCCAUUGAUGAAUGGUUGAGACUGGUUUUGCAGGUGGGGAUAAAGUGUUCUGAAGAAUAUCCAAGGGAUAGGAUGAGAAUUGCUGAAGCGGUACGAGAAUUAAUCUCAAUCAGAACUAAAUUCUUCAGUUCCAAGACGAAUAUUACAGAGACUCCUCGAGAUGCUCCGCAAAGUUCUCCUCAGGAAUGGAUGUUAAAUGCGGACAUGCAUACUAUGUAGACCAAAAUGAUGACAUCACAAAUACCUUCUCAACUACUUAGGAUGGGGACACAGUAAACGAUCGAAACAGAACAAUGUUGGGCGGAGAGACUACUAAAUAUAAUAAGGGAAUAAAGAACAUUUUAAAAC
Molecule: messenger RNA, 2585 nt
Organism: Arabidopsis arenosa
Lineage: Eukaryota; Viridiplantae; Streptophyta; Magnoliopsida; Brassicales; Brassicaceae
Source: the annotation of a GenBank genome assembly